This is a messenger RNA of Penicillium odoratum, 7014 nucleotides long. It is a transcript of the gene GbpA, whose product is annotated as protein GbpA. The transcript has 6 exons. NCBI's taxonomy places the organism in Eukaryota, Fungi, Ascomycota, Eurotiomycetes, Eurotiales, Aspergillaceae. The record is from RefSeq and is a predicted model, not a curated record. Bases 1 to 7014 code for a protein of 2337 amino acids. Gene Ontology annotation, molecular function: ATP hydrolysis activity; helicase activity; ATP binding.
AUGUCUACAAUUACUCGAUCCGACCGACUGGCCAAAUACUUUGAAGCCGUAAUAUCUGGGAAACAAGAAGUUCGAGAUCUCAGCAACUUCAAGAAGCUCAUAGAAGCAAUUUUGGACACAAAGGAUUCCUGUAUGGCUGUUGAGAAACUGAGCACCAGUCAAAACGCUCUGAAUGGACUUCGAAAUGGCUUGAGGUUCAAUCUCACACCGGACUUCAUCAACAAUUAUACAUCGAACUUCAUCGAUGUUUUGAGCAGCCCCAAGAUCAAGCUCUUAUGCAAUGGCCUCUGGCUCGAACAACUUCUUCUAAUAAUCUUGGAGCCCCGAACACUUUGGAACUCGCUUCUGGAUGCAUUUUUUACCCGCAGGCUGGAUGAAAAUGCCAUCCACGCUUUCUGUUGGUUGACAGCAGAGCUCCUGUCAUUACCAGCGUCAUCCAUGGUAGAUAUAAUGACUGAUGCUCAAACUAUCUUGAGUGACGGGUAUCUUCUUUCGUCAUCUUCAGUUUCACUACGCAAUCUGGGUCAUAAGAUAAAGCAUCUCCUGGACAUGAAAUCUUCCUCAUCCACUCUUCUCGCAUGCGAAGAUACAGCAGGCGGUCGCCAUGAUAAUGAUUUCGCUGACUUCCGUCUAACUGCUAUUCUUCCCACAACAGAUGAGAUGGGUUGUUCGGAGAAACCUUUCUAUCGACGCGUGGACGACAUCACUCAGCUCUCUGGUAGCCAACGCAUCGCGGCGCAUGUAGACAAUCAAUUUCGGCUUUUGCGCGAAGAUAUGUUGUCGGCGCUCCGGGAUGACCUUCAGGCUGCAACAGACCCGAAAAAGGGACGACGAUCUGCUUUACGCCUCCGAGGGCUGUCUUUGGCUCGUAUCUCCUGCGUCGCAGCGAAUCUGAAACACCUCCGCCCAUGCACUGUCGGCGUAACUGCCAAGUCAGGUCUGGAAAGGCCGAGAGGUGUUUCCAGAGAGAAAUUCAAAGACUAUCUCAAAAACACUCCGCAAUUUGUCAAACACCGCGCCUUUGGGUGUUUUGUGAGGAACACAGAGAUUGUGGCGUUUGCUACGAUUGAAAGAAACAUUGAAGAUUUGAUAUCUACCCCGCCAGUAGUCAUGUUACGAAUUACAGGAGCAGAGGCAAUGAAAAAGUCCAUUCUCUUUCUCAAGAUUUAUGACGACGUCGAGUUCGUGGUGGUUAAUACAGCGACCUUCGCUUACGAGCCAAUUCUGAGAUGUCUGCAAGAGCGAGUUGAGUUCCCUCUCACCGAGGAAUUGUUUCUAUACGAAAAAGACGAGCCAGUCAGGAACUCUGCCUUGGCACCUUUGGAUGUGAUCAAUGAGUUGCAUGAAGCAUACCGACCAAAUAUUCAGAGCAUUCUGAAAACGACGAAGCCAGUUACAUUAGACACGUCUCAACGUGAGUCCCUGUUGGCAGGAUUGUCUCAAAGGGUCAGUUUGAUCCAAGGACCCCCAGGUACCGGAAAGUCAUUCAUAGGAGCACUUUUGGCCAAAGCCCUUCACGAACACGCCGAUGAUAAGAUAUUGGUGAUGUGCUACACAAAUCACGCUUUAGAUCAAUUCUUGGAAGAUUUACUUGACAUUGGCAUUGACCCUUCUGCUAUUGUUAGAUUGGGAUCCAAGUCAACGUCGCGAACAGAGCCACUAACUCUCAAAGAACAAAAUGCAAGCAAAUCAAGACCACAGUCGAUCUGGAACACCAUCGAUGCACUCGAAAGCCAGGGCCAGGAGCAUCGAAUGAUCAUCGAAACCUCAUUUGCAGCAUACCAGAUCCUGUCAGCAGAUUCGUCGGCCAUUUUAGACUAUCUGGAAUUUGAAGAGCCCGAUUACUUCGAAGCCCUUACUAUACCCGAGAGUGUUGAUGGUAUGAGUGUGGUGGACAAGGAUGGAAAAGCAAUUAAAAAGGGCUAUCUCUACGACCGGUGGAUCAGAGGACAGUCUUCAAAGCCAUUGACUGAGUGUUUACCAGCUCAAAGCCACGGAAUAUGGAAACUGGAACAGAGAAUCCGCGAUGAGAAGAUUCAGUCGUGGAAGCGAGCUCUGAUAAAUGAACAAGCUGCAUCUCUCGCAGUACAGAUGGACUUACUCGACAAAUGUCACGAUAAGCUAUCUGCAACCUUGGGGGAGAAGACACGUGAGAUCCUGAAAAGAAAAAAGAUCAUAGGAUGUACGACAACGGCUGCAGCAAUGCAUGCUGAGGAUCUUAAGCAUGCAUCACCCGGCAUCGUGCUACUGGAGGAGGCGGGCGAGAUUCUCGAAUCUCAUGUUCUUACUGCAAUAUCACCGGAUACGAAACACUUGAUAUUGAUCGGGGAUCACUUGCAACUCCGGCCAAAGAUCAGUAGCUAUGCACUUAGCACGGAAAAGGGAGAUGGUUAUGACCUGAACGUGUCUCUGUUUGAAAGGCUUAUUCGUGCUGGGUAUCCACAUACAACCCUGCAGAAGCAGCAUCGAAUGUGCCCCGCGAUCUCAAGUCUUGUACGCUCUCUCACCUACCCUCUAUUAGAAGACGACGAGAAAACAAAAACUCGUCCUGAGCCACGAGGGUUAUCAGACCGCGUAAUCUUCUUCAAUCAUCAAAACCUCGAAGAAAGCUUUUCGCAGGUUUCUGAUCGACGAGAUGAAGGAGCAAAGCAGUCCAAGCAGAAUGUCUUCGAGGCAGAGAUUGUCUUAAAGAUCGUCAAAUAUCUUGGGCAGCAAGGUUACGGAACAGACAAGCUCGUCGUCCUCACGCCAUACCUCGGUCAACUUUCGCUUCUCCGCCAGAUUUUGAGCAAGCAAAAUGAUCCAGUACUGAAUGAUCUUGACUCUCAUGACCUUUUACAGGCAGGUCUGUUGUCGCAUGCGAGUGCCAAUCAUUCUAAGCGAAUGAUCAAGCUUUCUACAAUCGAUAACUACCAAGGAGAGGAAAGCGAAAUUGUAAUAGCGUCACUCACGCGAAGCAACAAAAGUGGCGAUAUAGGAUUCAUGGCUGCCCCAGAACGAUUGAACGUGCUUCUCUCUCGUGCCCGGAAUGUACUUAUCAUGGUAGGAAAUUCGGAGACAUUUGUUUCCAGUCGGAAAGGACAAAGGUCUUGGAAGUCCCUCAUUGAUCAGCUCAAAGCAAAUGGUCAUCUCUAUGACGGAUUGCCUGUCAAGUGCGAGCAGCACCCUGACAGGUCCGCUGUACUUCGGACCAAGGAGGACUUCGACAGAGAGACGCCAAAUGGUGGAUGCUCAGCACUGUGUGGUGUUAGACUAAGCUGCGGAGAACACGAAUGCCCAUUGAAAUGCCAUCAACUGAACGACCAUUCUAAGAUGAAGUGCACCAAGAUCAUCAAAUGGAAAUGUCCCCGUGGCCAUAUUUUGUCUUUGUCAUGCUCGGCAGUCAAGAGUUCUUGUCGUUCCUGUACCCAAGAAGAUAAAUUAAAGGAACGAAAGCAUGACCGGGAUGUGAAGCUCGAGGCAGAGCGACAAAGAAAACAAAUUUUAUACACUCAGGAACUCGCCGAAUUGCAAAGCGAAACUUCUCAUUUGAGACGUCUCAAGAGCGAUAAAUUGGAAGACGCAGAGCGAGCAAGAAUUCUUGAGCAGCAUCGCGAAGAAAUUAAGGAGCUGCAAAGCCCCCAAAGCUCAGCUGAAAGCACAGUGAGCACACAAAGCACCCGACAAACAUUGCCGAGACUAGUCGACCCACGGCCAAGAUCCCCUAGACCCCAAGAAGUUGGUAAUCAAGGAAUUCAACCUAUCGCUCAUAAUAAAGAGCCCAGGGUAAAGCCCAGCACCCGGGAGGUAAUGGCUAAGAAGCCUACCUCGAAGGCAAAAUCUGAUUGGGACUACCAAAAAUCGUACUUGAACUCUCGAAGCCAAGAAAUCGACGCUUUGAUAGAUAUGGUUGGACUGGAGUCCGUGAAAUCGACGUUCUUGACGAUCAAAGCCAAGGUUGAUACCGCAGUUAGGCAGAACGUCGAUUUGGGCCGCGAGAGGUUUGGAACUGUGCUUCUCGGCAAUCCCGGAACUGGCAAGACGACAGUCGCCAGACUCUACGCAAAAUUCUUAGCUUCAGUGGGAAUCAUUCCCGGACACAAAUUCAUCGAGACAACAGGGUCUAGACUUUCAAGCGAAGGCGUCUCGCAAUGCCAGAAGAUGAUUGAGCAGCUACUCAAAGAUGGCGGAGGAGUUGUUUUUAUUGACGAAGCUUAUCAAAUGGUACAGGGCAGCAAUUUUGGAGGCCGUCAAGUGCUUGACUUUCUUUUGGCUGAGUUUGAGAAUCUUACUGGCAAAGUUGUCUUCGUUCUCGCUGGAUAUCAACGCCCGAUGGAGGAUCUAUUUGCUUACAACGAUGGACUAAAGAGCCGUUUCCCUCAUGAGCUGAAAUUCGAGGAUUUUGACGACACAGAGCUGAUGAUGAUUAUUGAAAGUUGGAUUGAAAAGAAAUGGAAAAAGCAGAUGAAGGUUGAUGAUGGGCUAGGUGGACUUUAUUGUCGCAUUGUAGCCCGACGAAUUGGCCGUGGACGAGGUCGAGAGGGGUUCGCAAACGCAAGGGCUGUUGAAAAUGCCAUGUCAAAGGUCACGGAGCGACAAGCUCGGCGGCUGAUGCAACAGAGACGGCAGGGAGGUUCGCUGGUGGACGACUUCUUCCUUGACGGGGAGGACAUGAUCGGCCCAGAUCCUUCUCAAAGUCUCAAAUCAUCGACAGCGUGGCAGAAGCUGCAAAGCAUGAUUGGGUUAAACGAGGUCAAAAAAACUGUCGAAAGCCUAUUAGAGACGGUUCAAGAGAAUUAUCGUCGCGAGAUAGCCGAGCAACCUGUGGUUGGCUACAGUCUCAAUAAAGUCUUCCUUGGAAACCCUGGAACUGGCAAAACGUCGGUCGCAAAGUUAUAUGGUCAAAUUCUCGUGGACAUCGGGCUUCUAUGGAAUGGCGAAGUUGUUGUGAAGAACCCAUCCGACUUCAUUGGGAGCGUGAUUGGAGAGUCCGAGAAGAACACAAAAGCCAUCCUCGGAGCCACAUUGGGAAAGGUUCUUGUUAUAGACGAAGCCUACGGUCUCUUUGCCGGAGGAACUUCAGAUGGCACAGUGGCCAAAUCUGACCCAUACAGAAGUGCUGUUAUAGACACCAUAGUAGCUGAUGUCCAGAGCACACCAGGGGAUAAUCAGUGCGUUCUACUUUUGGGAUACAAGGACCAAAUGGAGCAAAUGUUCCAGAAUGUCAAUCCUGGUCUCAGUCGGCGUUUCCCAAUUGAUCAGGCCUUUGUUUUCGAAGACUUUACGGAACAUGAGUUGGAUCUGAUUCUUGACCUGAGACUGACCGAGCAGGGAUACGAAGUCACUAGUCAGGCUCGUCGAGUCAUUUUGGAGAUGCUUCAGCGAGCUCGGAAUCGACCACACUUUGGUAAUGCUGGAGAAAUUGAUAUUUUGCUCAACGCAGCGAAGAUGCAUCAUCAGAGGCGCAUUUCUUCGAAUAAACCCAAGAUUCGGGCUCCUGAUUCGAUUUUGGAUGCCGUUGACUUUGAUGACAACUUCGAUCGCGCGGAGAACAGCGAAAUCAGUGUUUCAAAAUUGUUUGAAGGGGUCGUGGGCUGUGAAGACAUUGUUGCCAAGCUUGAGGGAUAUCGGCAGCUGGUCAAAAGCCUCAAAAAGCUGAAUUUGGACCCCUGUGAACGAUUGCCAUUUAGAUUUUUGUUCCGAGGGCCCCCGGGGGCUGGAAAGACAAGCACGGCACGAAAGAUGGGACAGAUAUACUACAAUAUGGGACUGCUCGCUUCCAACGAGGUCAUCGAAGUUUCUGCUUCAGAGCUAGUAGGUCAAUAUGUCGGACAGACGGGCCCUAAAACCCAGAAAAUUCUAGAGCGUUGUCUUGGAAAAGUCCUCUUUAUAGACGAGGCAUAUCGUCUUGCUGAGGGUCACUUCGCCAAAGAGGCUAUAGAUGAGCUUGUGAACUGUAUCACAAACCUCAGAUUCGACCGGAAGUUGAUCGUCAUUCUUGCUGGCUAUGAUGCAGAUAUGAACCGCCUCAUGUCAAUCAACCUUGGCCUUACCAGUCGCUUCCCAGAUUCUCUCCAGUUCCGAUCUCUAUCUCCAAGAGAUUGUAUUCAAUUACUGGGUGAGCAGCUGGAAAGGAACAAGGAAGAUAUUCUCAGCAAGUCAAAAGUAAACUUCGAUAUCUCUUGUCUGUACCACUCAGAUUCCGAUUUUAAGAAGAGCUUGGCUGACGGAUUUGACGCCUUGUCCAAAACUGCAAGCUGGGCUAACGCUAGAGACGUUGAGACCUUGGUGAAAGCGAUUUUCUUGAAGACUAUGCAGCGACCAGAUUCUUUUAGCGGACCAAAUCUGGUAUUGAGCAGAGAGACUGUGAUGAAGGAGCUUUAUGACAUGAUCAAUGAGCGCCAGACUCGCGAGAACUUUCAGGCAAAAUGCUCCUCCCUGGACAUCAACUCGGGGGAGAAGCUACCGCUGCGUACCCAAUCUUCGAGUCCACCGGCAAAGAGCGUGGGAAAACAGAGUGUGAAAUCGAUUGUCAAGUCCGAUAUCAAAGUCGAUGCACAAGACCGCAGCAACCAAUGGACUUCUGUCCCAGGGCGCGACGCAGGUGUCACAGACGAGGAUUGGAAUCAGCUACAGAAAGGCAAAGCAGCUGCUGAGCAAAAUGAGAAAGGCUACUUGGCCAUGAUAGAGAAGGAAGAGCAACAACAAAAGGAGUUGCUGAGAUUGAAGGAAGCAGAGGAUAAGGCGACCCAGGCAGCGGAAGAGGCAAGACGGCAGCAGGAUGAGGAAUUAAGCAAACGCCUUGAACAAGAACGACUGCGACUUGAAUCGGAACGCAGGAAGGAGGAGGCGAUUGCAAGAGAACACGAGAUCAAGCGACAAGCCUUAGCUGACGCCCGCCGGAAGGAGCAGGCUGUUCAGGUAAAGCUUCGCAGCAUGGGAGUCUGUGUUCAAGGUUAUCGGUGGAUCAAAAACCACGGGGGCUACCGAUGUGGAGGAGGCAGUCAUUGGGUAUCAGACGCCGAACUUCAAUGA